Molecule: messenger RNA, 810 nt
Organism: Cicer arietinum (chickpea)
Lineage: Eukaryota; Viridiplantae; Streptophyta; Magnoliopsida; Fabales; Fabaceae
Product: small ribosomal subunit protein uS17
Biological process (GO): translation
Cellular component (GO): cytosolic small ribosomal subunit; ribosome
Molecular function (GO): structural constituent of ribosome
Source: RefSeq, a predicted model, not a curated record
ACUACAAGAGCAAAACGCUGAAUAAAAUCUGAGUCCGAAAUGAAAGUGAAACUAGGGUUUCUGAUUUCUCAUAAGAGUCUUUUCCAGUGCGGCUUUUCCCACAGCCUCUGCAAAAUUCCCAACCUCACUCCACCAUGGCUGAACAGACCGAGAAGGCUUUUCUGAAGCAACCUAAAGUGUUUCUAUGCUCAAAGAAAUCUGGAAAGGGUAAGAGGCCUGGAAAAGGUGGAAACCGCUUCUGGAAAUCUAUUGGUCUUGGGUUUAAGACUCCCAGAGAAGCAACGGAAGGAACCUACAUUGACAAGAAGUGUCCAUUCACUGGAAAUGUUUCCAUCCGAGGUCGUAUCUUAGCUGGCACUUGUCAUAGUGCUAAAAUGAAUCGCACUAUUAUUGUUAGGAGGAAUUAUCUUCAUUUCAUCAAGAAGUAUCAGAGAUAUGAGAAAAGACACUCAAACAUUCCCGCUCAUGUAUCACCUUGCUUCCGUGUUAAAGAAGGAGAUCAUGUUACUAUUGGCCAAUGCAGGCCACUCUCCAAGACAGUGAGGUUCAACGUGUUGAAGGUGAUCCCAGCUGGUUCAUCCAGCGGUGUUGCCAAGAAGGCUUUUACCGGAAUUUGAGAUUUGACUUUCGAUUGAGCCAAGACAUCUGAUUAUAUCUAUUGAAUGUAGUUCUGAUUUUCUUUAUGUUGACUAGUAUAAAGAUCUGAACAAUUUUGUUUUGCCGGCGAAGUUCUGUUUUAUUAUUGGAUAAUCGUUGAAGUUUUUGUUAUUCAUUAUUGUUAUUAGAUAUACUCCAUGCAAUUGUUUUUAA